Molecule: messenger RNA, 9157 nt
Organism: Pantherophis guttatus
Lineage: Eukaryota; Metazoa; Chordata; Lepidosauria; Squamata; Colubridae
Gene: GLI1
Product: GLI family zinc finger 1
Biological process (GO): smoothened signaling pathway; regulation of transcription by RNA polymerase II
Cellular component (GO): nucleus
Molecular function (GO): RNA polymerase II cis-regulatory region sequence-specific DNA binding; DNA-binding transcription factor activity, RNA polymerase II-specific
Source: RefSeq, a predicted model, not a curated record
GGGUGCGGGGGGGGGCGCGCGAAGAAAAACAAAACAAAACAAAACUGCCUUUCCAUCCCAUCUCAUCUCAUCCCAUCCCAUUCCCGCCAGCGAGUUUCCCCGGUCCCAGCAGAGCCCUCCCUUCAAAAGACAGCAAGCGCAGACGCUGCGGCUGAUUGGCUCCAUGUGCGAAAGCUCAAGAAAGCAUCGGGAAAGUUUUGAAAGAAAAUCAAAACUUCCUGCUUCAAGGUGGUCCCGGGUUGCAGGCUGGAGAAUCGAAUAUUUAUAACGCGUGCUGCUUAUGCCUUGGGUGUGCAGGCAUGGAAAGCGGCACCCCCCGAUCGCCUUUUUAACGGCUUUCAACAGACUCCGGUUUUUGGAUUUUAUUUUUUAAUAGAGGCGAAAGAAGUGGAAGCCCAAGAUGUGGAAAGUUUGGGGAAUUUGGAGAAAGGUUAGAGCGCUCUCGAUUUAGCUGCUGGGAGAGUUGUGAUUUGUUUUUGAUUUUUUUUUUUUCUUUCUUAAAAAAAGCGCUUCCCCCUUCCAGCCUUUGGAUGUUGUGUUUUUUGGGGGAAAGAAAGUUUAUGGGAAGUUUGGGAUUUCGGAACCGGGGCCAAAUCUUAGGAGUGGAUCGCCAGCGAACCUCAAUAAAGAAUACGAGGAUCUCUAAUGCCCGUCCAAACAUUCCGCCUCGCCUCACCCUUUGGAAAGAUCUGGAUUCUUCAACAAAAGCAGUGCCAAUUUUCAUCCCACCUUGCCAGAUGUUCCUUUGACUGUGUUCAGCCUCUGACAAACUAUGUUCAAUCCGAUGAACCCACCGGUUAACAGCUACAUGGAACACUGCUACCUUCGGCCUCUCCAUGGGCAAGGUCAACCUAGUGCUAUGGUAGAAGGCAUCAGUGAUUUACCAUAUUAUCACCAAACUAACUCAGUGGGGAAUCACCACACCUACGGAUUGGUACCUGGAGGUGAACAUCCUUCUCAUACUGAUGGCAGUCGUUUUUCUACACCCCGGAGCACAGCAAAGCUGACCAAAAAGCGGGCCCUGUCCAUCUCGCCACUCUCAGAUGCCAGCAUUGAUCUGCAAACUGUCAUCCGCACCUCUCCCAAUUCUCUGGUGGCUUACAUCAACUCUCGCUGUGCUUCAGCUGGGGGCUCCUAUGGGCACCUCUCCAUCGGUGCUGUCAGCCCUUCACUUGGGUUCCAGAAACCUCAAGGCAUGUCCUUUGGCCACAACCCCACAACAGUUCCCUGUGGGCCUCAUGAACACGUGACUAGCCGGCCGGGGAUGAUGCACCAUAUGCCACCCCCUCGUGGGAUGCUGAAGCACUGCCAGCUGAAGUCAGAGUCCAGCCUGGGCAGCCCGCUGGAUGCCCUGAGCACCAAGUGCCUGGAGGAGUGCUCGGAGGGUGACAUUUCCAGCCCUGCCUCUACGGGGACACAGGACCCCUUACUAAGUGUUCUUGAUCCACGAGAUGAAUUGGAGAAGGAAGACGGGAAGGUGGAAGCUGAAGCAGUUUAUGAGACCAAUUGCCACUGGGAAGGAUGCACCAAAGAGUUUGACACUCAAGAACAGCUAGUGCAUCAUAUUAACAAUGAGCAUAUCCAUGGGGAAAAGAAGGAAUUUGUGUGUCACUGGCACGACUGCUCACGGGAACAACGACCCUUCAAAGCUCAGUACAUGCUGGUCGUCCACAUGAGGCGCCAUACGGGAGAAAAACCUCAUAAAUGCACAUUUGAAGGCUGCAAUAAGGCCUACUCACGGCUGGAGAACCUCAAGACCCACUUGCGCUCCCAUACUGGCGAGAAGCCUUACGUUUGUGAGCACGAAGGCUGCAAUAAAGCUUUCUCUAACGCUUCUGACAGGGCCAAGCACCAAAACCGGACACAUUCCAAUGAGAAACCCUAUGUCUGUAAGAUCCCCGGCUGCACCAAACGCUACACCGAUCCCAGCUCACUGCGGAAACAUGUCAAGACAGUGCAUGGGCCAGAUGCUCACGUCACCAAGAAGCACCGUGGAGACACUGUACCCACCAGUCGGACUCUGGCUCUCCAUGGUGACAUGAAGCAGGAGAAAGAUAGUGAGGUCAGGAAGGAAGAGGGCAAACUCAUGGUACCUGAUUCUAAUUUGAAGCCGCAACCCAGCCCUGGGGGUCAAUCGUCCUGCAGCAGCGAACGCUCCCCUUUGGGCAGCGCUAAUAAUAACGACAGCGGCGUGGAGAUGAACGCAAAUGCGGGGGGAAGCUUAGAGGACUUGUCCGCGUUGGAGGAACCAUCUGAGCCCAUGGGAACCUCUGGGCUCUCAGCACUGCACAAGCUGGAGAACCUGCGCAUUGACAAACUCAAGCAGUUGCGUAAGCCCCUCUCAAUGAAGGGGGUCAAACUUCCUUCCAUCCCCGGGGCAGGUCCUGCAAGAGAGAUGCCUGGCUUGUGCGGGGGCCCCUCUACAGCGGCUUCUCACCGGCGCGUUAUGGAGCUCUCAUCCAGUGAUCUGCCUUCACUAACUGUGGCAGGAGACCGACGAGGUAGCACUACCAGCACUGUCAGUUCGGCCUACACAGUCAGCCGUCGCUCUUCCAUGGUAUCACCCUAUCUGCCAGCCGGGGGUGCCCCCAAUGGAUUAGGCCCACCGGAUAUAUAUGACUCCAUAUCCCCCGAUGCCUCAAGACGUUCUAGUGAGGCCAGCCAUUGUGGAGGACUUCCAGGGCUGGGUAACCUCACUCCAGCCCAGCAGUAUCGCCUCAAGGCCAAAUAUGCCGCCGCAACGGGUGGGCCACCUCCUACCCCUCUCCCCCAUAUGGACAGAGCCGCUCAGUCAAAUCUCGUAGGGGAUUAUUCUAGCUCGUGCUUGCCUCCUUUUGUGCAUGAGCACAGCACAAACGAUUACCAUGGUUACAGCAGCACUGGCAUUCUCCAUCCCCACCUGAGCCACAGCGGCCGGCGAGCCAGCGACCCCGCGCAGGCAGUGGCGGAGGCCCAUCCGGUUCCACGAGUGCAAAGGUUUAAAAGCCUCAGCAACAUGAGCCCGGCAAGUGCAGGGAGACCUGGUGGACAAGUGACGGGGGGCACCGAGGCCAACCUUCCCCACCAUCUCUUCUCCCCACGGCCACCAAGCAUCAGCGAGAAUGUUUUUUUGGAAGCCGCCGCUAUGGAGAGCACCAUCCCGGCUGGGGAGCCAGAGGUGCUGGAGAUGGAACCUUACCUUACCUACCAGGAGCGGAACUACCCAUACCAAGCAACGGCCAUGGAGCUGCAGAGCAAUCUCACUCAUCGAGGCACCUUGAAGCUGGUGGGUGAUUUACAAAUGAGUCCAGUGACCCACGAACAGCUAGAAGGUGGUUUUGAGCAACCAGACUACAUCCAGUCUCAGUGCCAGAUGAACGUGGCUUUCCACACUGCACGGCAGUGGGACAGCAACAACUCAGGGAUAAAUCCUGCAUCGCUCCCUGGCAUGGGGCAGUGCCACUCCACCCAGUAUCCAAUCCCUGAAGCUAAGCCCAUGGGAGCAGAGCCUGCCAACCAUAGCCGACAGGGGACAUUCCAGUUUGGCCAGGCACAUAUUAAAGCCGAGCAACAGUUCCAACCAGCCACGGCUGCUCUUGCCUCCUGCCAGAGCAUGAAGCAGGCGUUAUACAACCAGUCUCAACCAGUCUGUGGAGAUGGCGGAUAUCAUCCCGAAAACCAGCAGGGCUCUUGCUAUGGUGUGGGGCAGCCCCCGAGCAGGAGAUCCCAGACCCCGAUGUUGCAAGUCAAAGAGAUGAUGGUACGGAGUUAUGUGCAAUCACAGCAAGCACUGAUGUGGGGGGAGCAGCCGGCCAGCAACGUCAUGGAUGGCACAGAGAAUGGGCACAGCCAGCAACACCAGCCUUACCCUGGUGUAAAGUAUCCAAGCUACCCUGCCAGGCCAUCUCCAGCUAUGGAAAACAAAGCACUUUCAAGCCCCAACAGCCAGUGUUAUAAUCCAAGGAUGGUCCCACAUCCACCUGGUGGACCAAAGCCACUGAACCGUCAAAGCAACUUGAGCUAUCAAGCUAGCCCUUCUUAUGAAACCCCCGGUGAUGGUGGCUCCCACCAUAUGAUGCGCUUACCCCCUCUUCACGGUCCUGAAGAAACAGGCUUUCCCAUCCCAAUGCACGUGCCGCUGAGCAAAGCUUCUGGGCACAAGUUGAUGAAUACCCACCAGAGGCACCAUCAGCCCCCCAGCUGCGUGGCUGAGGAUCCCGGUGGGCCUUAUGCUCCUGGGCUGGAGGCCCCUAAAUCUGACUCUUUCUCUUAUCUGCCAGAGGAGCAGGUGUCUAAUAGUUUGGACACUCUGGACUUAGAAAACACCCACUUGGACUUCACCGCCAUCCUUGAUGACACAGAGGCCCUUAGUCCUACCCCACCUGGGGGCCCGACCAACAUGGCGGUGGGGGAUAUGAAUUCCAUGCUGAACUCAUUGGCAGGGGAGAACCAGUUCCUUAAUACCCUUUCCUAGUAUGUUUAGACAAGGCUCUGAUGACGAAGACUGCUAUUUAUCAGAAUCAGGCUGAUAUGAGAGACAAGCAUGACUCUUACUGGGCCGAACUCACUGGGGAGAGAGCUGAUUCUAACUAGUAACCUCCAGGUUCCUUGGUACAAAAUAGCAUUUUUUUUUUAUUCUUAUACACCCUAGAUAAGCUGAUCUGCUGAUCGGAUGGGCUGAAAGAUGGGCAGCUAAUGGGAAAGGAAGUGUGUCUCUCCCAGGCCCUUAGUGAGAAAAACAGAACUCAGGGCUACCUAGAUUUUUAUCUAUGGUCAUUCAUCUCUUCUUCCCACUAAAUCCUCUUUCCCAAAGAAAACCAGUAUUUUUGAUAAGCUUCCCAAGUGCCUCUUUUCAAAUCUAUUAAGAAACAAGAAUGUUACAAAGCAUUUCUUGCACAGUGCCUCAGAGUUUGUUGAUAGGGUACGUUAAGUCUGUUAUCGUAUAUAUUGAUAAUACUUAGAUAUAUAUUUAUAAAAGCAAGCUUAGAUACAUGCAGUGCUGCAAAAAUGUGCAGAACUGUCACUUAUUCAUACAUCUUUCCUGUAAAAUACACAGAGGAGGAAAGACAUCUGGAGGAACAGCAUAUUAAAACUGCCUCCGUUGCCACAUGGAGUCUUUUAAGCAUGAUUGUAGGACCCUCCCAGAUGCUGGAAUAUACAUUGCACCCUCCUUGGCUUUUGACCAUGUUGGUUUGGGCUAAUGAGUCCAGCAACAUCUGGAGGACGAGAACGGUCCCACCCUUGGAAGUUGCUGAGUCUCGGGUCAUAUCCCAAUACAUAAUACUCCACAUUCAGCUCCAUUCCUACAUUUCAGCUCCCAAUUUGCCAAGCUAGCAAAAGUUAACCUGGCAUUUCUAAGUACCACCAAUAUAUCUUUUGCCAUAAACUCCCACCCGGUAAUUACUGCUAUUAUAAAACCCGAAAUAUAAAAUAAAAGUACAAUGCUAGGAAGGUGCUCAUCUUCUGUUCUCCUGCCAGAACUCUUGCCUUAAUUAUUUUUGCCUACCUAACAGUUUCACACAUGCCUCCCCCUCCUCUUAUGGCACCUGGCCAUACUACAACAAAGGUCCCCUCUGCAGUGUGUUGUAGAUUUAAGGGCCCUUCCCCAGCUAUAGUUAUGAGUAUGACUUGCUCGGUUGGAAUGUGGUUUGAGGACGUAUGGAAAAUUUAUGCUCAUGAUUCCAUACAGAGAGGAGUUCCAUGUGUGUAUUUUCUGACUGCUGGGAUAAAGAUGUUUUAGACGUAGGUUUGAAAAAAGCUAGAUGAUCAUGUGGGAGGCAUAUGUUUGCAAAUACAUUUGUCAGGGAAGUGGAUGUUGCUGUGGUGCCCAUUCAGUGUGAAAAGAUUUGUAAUGCCACAUAUUGGGCAGGGGUGGGUUCUAAUUUUUUUUACUAUCGGUUCUGUGGGCGUGGCUUAUUUUGUGGGUGUGGCUUGAUGGUCAUGUGACAAUUCUUUAGGAUUUAGCAGAGGUACUGGUCUAUCAGGCUUUUAACUGCUUGCAGACCUGUACCGGUCUACCCAUUUAUUUUUGCAGGCACUGGUCUACCCAUUUAUUUUUGCAGGCACCAGUCUACUCAUGUAUUUUUGCAGGCACCGGUCUACCACUAAAUUGCCUUUUACCACUGAUCAGCUGUAGGGCAGCCCUUUGAAGCUCCACGACAAGAGUUUAAAUAGUUUUUCCUUAUAGCCCAUCAGCUGGGACUCAGGAGGCAGCAAUAGAUUGGGGGUGGGGCCAAAUAAAAGGUAAGAAUAGGGCCGGGGGGGGGCAGAACCAGUUCAGUGACACCAUAUCGUCACUGCUACCGGCUCGGCGGAACUGGGCGGAACCGGGAAGAACCCACCACUGAUAUUGGGGAACAGUGAGAAACUAGGCAAAAAGAGAAACCACAAGCUUAUCCACCACGUGCCACAAAUAAACUCAUAUACUUUGCAGAAGGCUAAAUGGAAAGUUGGACAAAUUGGCACAUUAAGAGUAAAAUGCCUAUAGAACAAAAGAAUCUUCUUGUAAAUUCAGAUUAAUUUAUAAGAGAAAAUAAACACCCAGCACGCAGUUCACAUUAAUCCAGCCUACAGGUAAAUUCCUCUUGAUUCCAAAUGAGCUAGGGCUGGUUGACACAAGCACAUGAACUAUUGGAUUUCAUAAUACCUUUUAUGAUUUCAAUCUGAAGUGACUACCACAGCAAUUCAUUGUGUUUGAAGCCAUUUCUGAGCUCUUGGUCUUAAAGCUGUAAUUGCCUGAUCACGUAUGCAAGCCGCAGCUUUAUAUGUACUUGAAAAUCAAUGUACAUGCCUUAGGUAAAGGUAAAGGUUCCCCUCGCACAUAUGUGCUAGUUGUUCCCGACUCUAGGGGGUGGUGCUCAUCUCCGUUACAAAGCUGAAGAGCCAGCGCUGUCCAAAGACAUCUCCGUGGUCAUGUGACCAGCAUGACUAAACGCCAAAGGCGCACAGAAUGCAAUUACCUUCCCACCAAAGGUGGUCCCUAUUUUUCUACUUGCAUUUUUUUUACGCGCUUUCGAACUGCUAGGUUGGCAGAAGCUGGGACAAGUAACGGGAGCUCACCCCGUUACACGGCACUAGGGAUUCAAACCGCUGAACUGCCGACCUUUCGAUCGACAAGCUCAGCGUCUUAGCCACUGAGCCACCGUGCCUUACAUGUCUUAGAUUCUGGCAAAAUAUCCCAUCCACUGGGCUGCUGAAAGUAGAAAUUUGGCCACAAGGGCAAUGCUAUGUUGUCGUGAUUGCUCCCUUAAUUUGAAAACCCGUGAAACUGAACAAAUUAUUACAAUAAGGAAAAUCCAAAAUACUGUGUUAAAGAUAGCAAUAGCACUUAGACUUAUAUACUACUUCACAGUGCUUUACAUCCCUCUCUAAGGGGUUUACAGAGUCAGCAUAUUGCCACUAACAAUCUGGGUCCUCAUUUUACCGACCCCAGAAGAAUGGAAGGCUGAGUCAACCUUGAGUUGGUCAGAAUCAAACUCGAGGUUGUGGAUAGAGUUAGCUGCAACACUGCAUUUAACCAUUGUGCCACCACAGCUCUCAUAUCAGGGAAUCCCCAGAGAGAUUCAGUAUUGCAUCUCCAUCAUGUAUUGACUAUACGCAGCAAAUAAUCUACUUUUGAAUUUGUAAACAGAAUAGAAUAUUUGCUCAUUGAAAAUAUAACUUUGAUAUGCUUUUUAAUAUUUUUGCCAUACACUAAGUAAAAAUGAAAUAAACUGGCCUAGAAGUUGGAGAAGCAACACAGCAGCACAGAUCUUCUCAGACCAUAAAGGCAGUCGGCAGAAUUAGCCAGCAAUACUGCAUUCUAACUACUACGGCACCACAAUAGUUAGAUAGCUCAUUAUCCUCAUUCAAGAUAGUGUUUCCAGCUGUACACUGAGGAACAACCAGCCCUAUUCUUUUAAAGUCCCAAUUCAUCCCAUGCAUCUGCCCAGUCUGAAAGAAACUUUGGCAACUCCUGCAAUAUUAAUGGUGAUGUGAAAAAGAAACUCUCCCAACUGCUUCUUCUACAAAGGUCUCUUAGUUGCAUGUUGAUAACUUCAAAUCUGGAGCACUUGAAAAGCACUUGAAAUUCUUCAGGUACGCAUUUAUGUUAGAUUAGAUAAGACAUAUCCAGCCUAUUCUCUGCUUGCAACCGUCCAGGAAGUAAAGCUACACGAGAGCCAAGAACAUAAUUUUGAAUCUUACUCUUGUGGUCAGUCAGCAAACUUGUGUUCUUGCCCUCCUGGUUUUUCCAAAUCCAUAUAUAAGCAAUUGGGCAAAGUGAAGUGUAUUGACACAGAUGGUAGGGAAGCAGAAUCAUAACUUUAAAAGUUAAAUGGGGAAUAUCAUUGUCUGGUGCUUAGAAGCUCCCCCCUCCUAUCUACUCUGCUUAAUUAGCCUUGGAGGUUUUUAGUAAUAUUCUAAAAAUCUGUUGAAUUAAAAUGACAGAGAAAGAAAGACCACACACAAGCAAUGGGAAAAAGUGAAUAUAUAAACGAAGGCCAAUAAUACAUCUGUUUUCAAGCGAUCGUCAGUUCUCGUAGCUGCACUGACUGCGUUUACCCUUACAUUCCUGCUGUUUCCUUGUUUCCAAGUAAAAGAUAGCGGUUCCCCUUUAAAGUACCCUCAGCAGAAUAAAGCAAGCUAUUUUGUACCAAAGCUGAACCUUGGACUGCCUGGCUCAGAAUUAUCCAUGUGCUUAUGGGAGCUCUUCAGGGUUUUAGACAGGAGACCUAGAUGAGAUGUUAAGGGCUGAUUCACUAAGUUAUGCCUCUCCCAUUGAGGCAACAUCUUCUCUCAUAGUUCCACCUAUGAACUGUCCUCAUGUCCCUCACCCCAGCAUUUUCCUCAUAGCAAAAAUAUAAACUCAGCCUAAGAAACCAAAGAAUAUUCCUUGCCUCUGUUUUAGCUUUCCUUUUGUAUCUUUCUGUUAUACUUUAGCCUAGAAGCCAAACCAGUGUCUGUCUCUCCCUGGAGAUUAUCUUCUAUGGGAAGGGAUAAAGGGAAGUAUUAAAGCAGGGGAACAAAUUCUAGGCAUAUCACGAUGACAUGUAUUUUGAUAGUUUGUACAUAGUAUAUAUGUGUGCGAAUAUUUUUUACCUAUGUCUUUUUCUCUGUCUCUCUCACUCUCUUUUUUAGAGGAGAAAAAAAGCACCAAUAAAAGGUUAAUAAAACAUAUUUCCUCAGGAAAAAAAUGAAA